This is a messenger RNA of Meloidogyne enterolobii, 669 nucleotides long. The record is from the annotation of a GenBank genome assembly. Lineage: Eukaryota; Metazoa; Nematoda; Chromadorea; Rhabditida; Meloidogynidae.
AUGGGCUGCCUUUUUAAAUGUUUAGAUCCUGGACCACCAGAUGAUUCUGUUCGUCAUUUUUGGCAUAUUAGAGGCCUUUUACUUGAUGCUCUUCCUUGUAGUAGUAAUAAUGAAAAUACCAACAGUCAACAGCAGCAACAACAAAAACAAUCAAAACCUGAUAAUCUUUGUGUGCAGGAAAGUGGAAGUAGUAGUGGGGGAGGAGGUGGAAGAACAACAAAAAAUGAUGAAGAAAAUGGUGGUGGAGGAUUAAUACCUAAAUUAACUGUUCAGAGACUUCCCCCAGGCGUUUUAUACGUUUACGAAGGAAGACUAGUCUAUAGAAGUAGACGUUGGAUGCCUUGGCCUUCAAAUAUUUUUUUAUUAUCUUCUUCAAGUGGUCGACGACAACCAGGGGAAUUUUCGAUCGAAUUGUGUCAAAUUGGGGAUGUAAAUGUUGUUGAACAAUUUAUUUCUCAACGAGAUGGAAAGCCUUUUCGUUGUCAAGGACCUUUAGUGGAUGUUGUAGUAACUGGAAAACAACCAAAUAUUCAUUUAGGCCUUUUAACAGCUCAACCAGAUUGUGUGGGUAAAGAAUUGAGAGAAGUAUUUUUAAGGCAUAGACAACGUCCAAGAAUAUUUCAAUUUAAUUCGGUUGAUAUUGAUGGAGUUGAAAUUGAAGUGCCAUAA